Manis pentadactyla (Chinese pangolin) is the source of this 2135-nucleotide messenger RNA. It is a transcript of the gene TNFRSF13B, whose product is annotated as TNF receptor superfamily member 13B. Lineage: Eukaryota; Metazoa; Chordata; Mammalia; Pholidota; Manidae. Gene Ontology annotation, cellular component: plasma membrane. The record is from RefSeq and is a predicted model, not a curated record. The coding region runs from base 148 to 951 and encodes 267 amino acids. Gene Ontology annotation, molecular function: protein binding. The transcript is spliced from 5 exons.
GCAGCUCAGGCACUAAUCAAAUCUAAGGCUAAUAAUAAACGUCCUGAGUAAUGAGUGGCCUGGGCCGGAGCAGGCGAGGUGGCUGGAGCCGGGCUGACAAGGAGGAGUGGUGUGAGUAGCCGGGAGGCAGCUCCACAGGGCCUGCGGAUGGGGGUGGCCAUGGAGCCCUGCCCUGAAGAGCAGUACUGGGAUUACCUGCUGAACAACUGUGUCUCCUGCAAAACCAUCUGCAGCCAUCAGAUUCCACGCACCUGUGCGGCAUUCUGCAAGUCCCUCAGCUGCCACAAGGAGCAGGGCAGGUACUAUGACCAGCUGCUGAGGGACUGUGUCAGCUGUGCCUCCAUCUGUGGGCGUCACCCCAGGCAGUGCACACACUUCUGUGAGAACAAGUUCAGGAGUCAAGUGAACCUCCCACCAGAGCUCAGGACACAGAAGACUGGGGAGGCUGAAACCAGGUCGGACAACCUUGGAAGGUACCAAGGAUCAGAGCACAGAGGCUCAGAGGCAGGACCAGCACCCGCAGGACUGAAGCUGAGCGCUGACCAGCUGGCCCUGGUCUACAGCACCCUGGGGCUCUGCCUCUGCGCCAUCAUCUGCUGCUUCCUCCUGACAGUGGCCUGCUUCCUCAAGAGGAGGGGGGACCAGUUCUCCUGCCAGCCUUCCCCAGGGCCGUGUGGGACUCAGUCCAAGUCCUCCGAGGAUCCCUGGAUGGAGGCUGGAAGCGCUGCAGGCGGGCCGCCAGAGCCGGUGGAGACCUGCAGCUUCUGCUUCCCCGAGCGCAGGGCACCCACCCAGGAGAGCGCGGGCGCGCCGGGAACACCCAGCCCCACGUGCUCGGGGAGGUGGGGGCGUUGUGCUCCGACCGCGACCAGACAGCCCUGCGUGCGCGCCCCCGACGGCGGCCUUGAGGUUGUGUGCGCGCCCGCCCAGGAGUGGGGCCCGGCAGCCUGAAACCCGGAACGGUGAGCGCGAGACGGGGAGCUGGGGACACGCGCGAGAAACGAGCCGGGGUAGGAGGCGGGUCGCUGCCUUCGUCCCAAGUCUCCGCUGUGGGUCCCCAUCCCCGAAACACUCCCCAGCAACCUCCUCCGCGCCUGUGGCUCGGCCCCCAACUGCCCUCAUAUAGAAAUAAAACCUUUCACGCUGCCCGCUCCUCGCCAUCACUGGUGUUGGUCGCGCCUGCCUCUGUGCGGAUCCCGCCCUCUGCUCCAGGCCUCGCCGCAACGCAGACCAGGCGCCGGACCUCCGAAGCCCGCGCGCUGGCGGGCUCCCCGGGGGCUGCCGACCCGCGCCGGGAGGGAGGCGGCGGGGCCACCGGACCUCCGCCGCGCACCUGGAGGAGAGCGCUAACGAGAGGCCCCCGGGCAGGCACACACCGGGAGAACCCGCCUGGCGGGCCGACUCGCCUUGACAAGACGAAGUCCCAGCGCGCCUCCCCGGGGAGGCCCGGGACACAGCGCGCGCGUGCAUGCACGAGUGCGCGCGUGGGUGCGCGGGGCCGCGCAGAAGCCGCAGGCCGUUUCCAGGACCGAGUCAGGAGCGUUCUCUUUUGAAACGGCGUCGACGACUUUCAGCCUCCAGCCUACAUUAUUAGUUGCUCAAUACUUUUCUUUACACCCAUCUCACCUCUUCCUCUAUACCUUCUUUAACCUUAUGCACAAUUUUAUAGGUUCGGACUGGUAACACUAAGCAGUAAUAUCUGCGUACUCACAAAUAUUAAACGUUUCGAAUUCUGUAUUUACAUUUUUAUUAGUAGUGAAACCUGUACUUUAGUAGCAUUUAAGUAACUAUUUACGCAGUAAGAUAAAUGCAUGACUACGUAAAGCUAAAUUAUUCAUCCUAUGCAGCCCAAACUUGUGCACACCUGUAACACAUUUUGGGAGGUGUAGACAGGAGGCCUUGCUGCACCACCUUUUCCCCUUCCACCCACUGGUUGAAAGGCUGUGUAAGGCUGGAGGUACCAGAGGGAGAAGGGCGAGGACAGUGCAGGCGGAGCACAGACAGCACCAAGAAGCUCUGUGCCAUAUGGGAAAGGAAUGAACAGCUCUUCCUGGACUCCAGUCCCAUGACAUGCCGACAAACCCCAGAACCAGACCCCAUCCAUCUGGAAGGAGGAGACCUCUGGCUGUCUGUCA